Penaeus monodon (black tiger shrimp) is the source of this 1164-nucleotide messenger RNA. RefSeq lists its product as uncharacterized. NCBI's taxonomy places the organism in Eukaryota, Metazoa, Arthropoda, Malacostraca, Decapoda, Penaeidae. The transcript has 11 exons. Gene Ontology annotation, molecular function: protein binding. Bases 1 to 1164 code for a protein of 387 amino acids. The record is from RefSeq and is a predicted model, not a curated record.
AUGUCGUUUGCGGGUACAGUCAACCCGCGACACCACCAGUCGGGGUGCAAGCCCGAGGCCGGACACUGGCACCACAACCUACAAAUUGCAGCUGGUGAAUUCGGGUGUUUAGCUGUCAUGUUCAGAAUUUUGCGUCCUUUGGCAAAAUCCUCCGUGAAGAUGGUUCGCUCACUGCUGAUGGUCGUUAGGUCCUUGGUGCUGCUUGGGGUUUGUAGCGGAGUUUACAGCUGCUCUAUUUCAUACAUUGGUUGUGCUACAACGAGAGUGUGCGUCAAUAGGAAAAAUAUUUGUGAUGGGAGACGGGACUGCCUUGACAACUCAGACGAAGACAUCUGCAACGGAAGAAAGCUAGGAGUAUUUCCUUCUACCACAACGACCACUACUACCACAACCACCACAACUACCACGACGCCCGCCCCCACCCCUCCCCCACCCAACAACGUGGAGGAGAGCGAGGCGCUGGGUCAGAAGUUCGCUCGGACCUUCAACGACACACACCCCCACCCAAGAUGCCCCAAGCUCUACACCAGCGUCGGGAACAAGUGCCUCUCUCUUCUCUACUUCGUCAAGGUCGGUUGGGGGGAGGCAAGGGCCCUGUGCUCGGCCAUCGGCGGGGAGCUGGUUCUCUAUCCCUCGGCCUCCGACGGGGAGUUCGCUGCUCUCCUGAAGUACCUGCGGGAGAUACAGAUGACGACGGACUUCUGGGUGGGAGGCCGGUACACGAAGGACACCGAGGCGUGGACGUGGCUGGACGACGCCCCGAUGGACCUCGGCUCGCCCUACUGGGCCGUCAGACACACCCACAGCUGCAGCAGCCGCCAACAGGAGUCAGCGCAAGACGGCAAGUCUGAGGACAUCGCCUACUGGACCAACACUUCGGCCUGCUACCACUACGAGCAGGCGCCGCGGCGCGACUCCCACGAGCUCUGCGCCGCCCUCACCUUCCGCCACUACUUCUACUUAGCACGGGGACUGCUCGCGUCAGGAGCCCUCUUCACACAUCACCGAGCAGCAGCAACUCAGGACAGCCCCUGUCCUCAGCCGACGGGGGAGACCCCCACCCCCGGCUCCCCCGUAGCACCUGCAGCACUAGCCAUCACAGUGGGCACUCCGCCCACACACACCCAAGAAUAUGCCUACUCAGUGCAGCCUUAUGAGACCUAG